UAUUUUUUGUUUGCUACAACAGUCUCCUCCUCCUCUUCAUGACCCAUCGCCUCAAAACUCGCCUUACUCACUUCUUCCCGCUCUCUCUCAUCACCGAGUUUCUCUCUCUAAAAAUCCUCCCUCCCUUCCGUCAUUUCCUCUCCAAAACCCUAGAUUUCCUCCGCAUGGAUCCCUUCUUCUUCUCCUCCUCUGCCGAUAACGAUUUCAACAGCAACAACAACUCCCGUACACUCCACAGUUUAUCCGACCUCGAUGACGAGAAGCUCUUUCUCGUCGAUCACAGGUGGUGGAAUGCGGUGCGAGAGUCGGUGUUUACGGAAGUGGAAGGUGUGUUGUAUGCUGCAAGUUGUGGUUUCUCUGAUGAGUUUGAAUCGGAGAUUGUUGUGAAUAUGAGGAGUGGGAGUGGUGAUGGAGAUUGUGAUCAGGAAGAGCAAGGGGUGUCCGGGCGGGAGUAUGCGGUGGUUUCGGAAUGGAUGUUUUACCGGACGGUUAAAUGGCAUUAUGAUAUGAAGAAUGCUGAAAACGUAGUAGCCAUAGAAGAUAACAAGGCAGACUUGUUUUUUAUACAAGUCAGGCUUUCAUUUUCUGCGACAACAAAUUCAUUGGUUGUAAAGAUUAACGAAAAGGACAAUGAGGUUGGAGCUUUUAAUAAAUCCCGCCAGAUAUUUAGCAUCAACUCUGGCUUGUUGCGGAUAUGGGAUUUUUCAGGGCAAAUUACCAAGUUUUUACUACAGGGUAGAAUGUUACCCGAUAAUCAUGAACUAGUGAAUAAAGAGGUAUUUUUGGAGUUACAAGUGUAUGGUUUAUUUUAUGAUAUUAUGCGAAAAGAAAAUGAUAUGGCAAUUGAAGACUCAAACACCGAACUGAAGGUGAAUGGUCACUCUGACAAAGUCAAACCAUACAUCAGACGUGGUCAACCACCACUUGCUAGUAGCUUCAAUGAACAUUAUAGAUUGGGUUUUACCGGAUUAUACAAUCUCGGAAACACAUGCUAUAUGAACAGUGCAAUCCAAUGCUUGGCGCAUACCCCACAGCUUGUUGACUUUUUUCUCGGGGACUUCAGAAAAGAUCUAAACUUUGAAAACCCUUUGGGCAUGAAUGGUAAGCUUGCUUUAGCAUUUGGAGACUUGCUUCGGCAACUAUGGACACCCGACACUACAUCAGUGAGCCCACGCGCAUUCAAGUCAAGAGUAGCUGGUUUUGCUUCUCAGUUUGCUGGCUAUAAUCAGCAUGAUUCUCAAGAGUUUCUUGCUUUUUUACUGGAUGGACUUCAUGAAGAUUUGAACAGUGUUAAAAUCAAGCCGUAUAAUGAAAUAAAAGACGUUGAUGGAAUUUCAAACCAAGAAGUAGCAGAUGAACAUUGGAGAAACCAUUUAGCUCGCAAUGAUUCCAUAAUAGUUGACCUGUGCCAGGGGCAGUAUCGUUCAACUUUAAUAUGUCCUCUUUGCAAGAAGCAUUCUGUUACAUUUGAUCCUUUUUUAUAUCUAUCUCUACCUUUAUCUUCAACAACAAUGAGGGCUAUGACAUUAGCCAUGUUGACCACUGACGGGUCAAAUACGCCAACUCCAGUGACCAUCACUGUCCCAAAGUACGGGAUGGUUAAGGAUCUUAUUCAGGCUUUAAGCAUUACUUGUUCUUUAAGGGAUGAUGAGACUUUGCUUGUGGCUGAGAUAUUCAACAAUCGUAUUCUUCAUUUUUUGGAUAGACCAUAUGAUUCUUUAGAACUGAUUAGGGAUUAUGAUAAGUUAGCAGCUUAUAGGCUACCUAAGGAUCAAGAUUCACUACCAUUGGUUGUGUUUUCACAUUCCCAUUCUGAAGAGUCAAAUGAUGAUAAUGAUCAAGGGGGUCCACCUUUUAGAAGAUUUGGAAUACCUCUAUUAGCAAGGAUUCCCGAGGGCAGUGAUGGUUUUGAGUUACGUAACAAAUUUCUUCAAUUAAUUAAUCCACUUGUCAUGCGUGAAGAAUCUUCUUCAGAUUCUUUAGACGACGAAUCUGUAAACAAUGUCAAUCAAGACACUGAAAUGGAUGAUGUGGCGAUUGACGGUGUGUCAAGCAGUGAUGAAGUGAAGGGAAAAUCUUCUGUGGAUGAAAGCUUUCGUUUGUCGUUAGAAACAGAAGGGUUUUUUCCAGCAAGAUCCAGUAUUGUAAUGGAUGAACCAUUAUUGGUUCCGGAAAGUCGUAGAAUUUUUAUUCUUGUUUCGUGGUCCGAUGAAGCGAUGAAACAGUAUGAUACUAGUAUUUUAAAUCGGCUACAAGAAACAAGUGUGUUUCCGGUAGUUUCAAACAACUGGCCAGAAAUGGUUUCUUUAUCGAAAUGCCUAGAAGCUUUCUUGAGGGAAGAACCAUUGGGACCCGAAGACAUGUGGUACUGCCCUACAUGCAAGGAACACCGGCAAGCUAGCAAAAAGUUGGAUCUAUGGAGAUUGCCGGAGAUACUGGUUAUCCAUUUGAAGAGAUUUUCAUACAACCAGUUUCUCCAGGACAAGCUCGAGACUUUUGUUGACUUUCCCAUUGUUGACUUCGACUUUUCGAAUUAUACCAUUCACAAGGAUUCCCAGUCCUCUAUUCGCUACAAACUGUAUGCAGUUAGUAAUCACUACGGUGGCAUGGGCGGUGGCCACUACACUGCUUUUGCACAAUGUGGUGAGCAGUGGUAUGAGUUUAAUGAUAGCCAGGUUUUCCCCAUUAGUGAAGGCCAAAUCAAGACAUCUGCAGCAUAUGUGCUGUUUUACAAGAGAAUGUGAGGAGUUAUGGCCCAAUGGUAGAUUUCGGGGCGAUUUUAUUUAAAGAUUACAUUACAUCUGAUAGAAAUAGGAGGGUGGACUGUGCUGUAAAUGUGACUUGGUUUUUUUUUGCCAGCCACCGCCUCAGCUUCAGCUUCUUUUAGACGUCAUUUAUUGGUCUCUUUUAUCGAUACAGGGAGUAGUUGAUUGGUA
Molecule: messenger RNA, 2936 nt
Organism: Helianthus annuus (common sunflower)
Lineage: Eukaryota; Viridiplantae; Streptophyta; Magnoliopsida; Asterales; Asteraceae
Product: ubiquitin carboxyl-terminal hydrolase 8
Exons: 13
Coding region: 39-2744 (901 amino acids)
Biological process (GO): protein deubiquitination
Molecular function (GO): cysteine-type deubiquitinase activity
Source: RefSeq, a predicted model, not a curated record